ACGUAAUUCUUAUAUUAAGUUUUUCAAAGUUGUAGAUGAGACUGAGACUGACCAGGACACAGCUGUUUUUCGAAAAGACAUGAUAGGUGGCCUGCAAUUGCAGGCGUGGAACAAGCAAUAGGGCGGUCGCUGGCGAAUGCCAGCGCUGACCCCACAGCUUGGCAGCGUCCAGCGUGCGCUGGCGUUGCAAGGGUGGCCAGCGAACGUUGUUCCUGGGACUCCUGCCGCGGCCAGCAAUGAAGCGGUGGCGCCGCGAAUGAAUGCCAUGUGGAGGAGCACCGCCCUGCACUUUUGUGCUAGGUAUGCAAGACGCGUGCAGGGAAAUCACGAAGAGCGCAGGCCAAGGGCUUGCAGGUGGGUGGCUCCGUGUUAUGACGCGAGCGUGCCGGCCUCCCUGAGCAGCGCUUGGGAUAUUUGCGUGAGGUCGGCCCCCUCGUCGACGGAUGUUUGUCGGCGCUUGGGAAGUGUAUCAACAUCCGCUCCUCGCGGACCUCACUCACACGUGCGCGCAGCGUCCGGUCCUCGCGGACCUUGCCCACACUUGCGUGCAAAGGUUUGCACGAAAUCGAUGACAUGGGGGUAGCCUGCUGCGGCAGCUGCUUGCCCAUGAUCUUCCCUGCAGGGGGCCCGCGGCUGGCGCCGUCACGUCCCCAUGUGCAUACUGGCUCGAGGUGUCGCGGACACCGCCUACAUAUACAAAAAGGGCGGCUAGCUGUUGCUAGUGUUUCGCCCACGCCCAUCACUUUAUCGAGACUCGCCGUGAAGGGAAUUAAAGUUGUAGAUGAGACUGACCAGGACACAGCUGUUUUUCGAAAAGCAUCAAAAAAUGCAUCAAAAAAUGCACCCGGAAAGCACGUCUCCGCCCGCUGUUCAGAACGAACGAUGUGGGGCAGUGUCUCUCGUUUUCAUGCCGCCCGCGCCAUCAGUAAUCGGCGGGGCCGCGUGUGUUCGUCGGCUGGAUGAUGAGGCGGCGAGAGUUGCGAAGCAGCUGGCCCGCGCCAGUCGAGCAGCGGCUGGGGCUGUAAAUGUGCUGCCAGACGGCGGAACCAGGCUGCGGCCUCAUAUUUGGGGCGGGGGCGGCCGGUGCUGCUUCUGCCCCUAUAGCCGGCCUCUUCGGCGGCACGCGCCCGCUUUGCAGUUGGGGCAGGGCAGCUCUCUGGCGACUGCACUUCCGGGCCUCGGCAUUCCGGCCGGAUUUGUUUUCCCAUUCCGCUACUUCUUCCGGGAUUGCAUGUUAAAGCUCCGGCUGCUCGAUGUGGCAGGCCCUGCCGGGCACCGCUUCGUCUAAUUUUCGUGCUGCCCGGCACUGCCUGCGCAGCCCGCGGACUAAUUUUCGUGUGGGGGCCAGAGCUCUGGCCCUUCCUUUGGUAAGCGCUGCGGGGCAGAGUGUCUUGUGGGACGGGCUUGGGCGCCCGAGGUUGUCGUGUGUCGCAGCUUUAGGGGCGGGGCGGUGGUGGGACUGGUUGCGCAACUCAGGGCAUGUCUUUUUGGUCUCCCGGAUCGCUCUGUUCUGCGGCCUCCGAGGUGACUCCGGAGAGGAAAGACUUUGAGGUAUUUGGUGGAGGCCAAAGUCUCUUUCCCGGAUUGAAUCCGGGAAGUUAAGGUUUUGAGACCUUACCUUAAGGUUUCAAAACCUUGCGAAGGUUUUGAAACCUUAAGGAAAGGUCUCAAAACCUUAACUUCCCGGAUUCAAUCCGGAGCCAGGAGGUCUCAAAGUCUUAACAGUGACCUCAGGAUCCGAGCUCCCUUUUGGGGGCUUCGGCGCGACCUGUGGGGCGCCAGACCUUCAAAAUCAAUCCGAUCCGCUGACUUUCGAUCUCAAUCCGGAAAAGUUAAGGUUUCAAUCCCUUAACUUAAGGUUAAUGAUUCGCACGUUCGUUCCCCCCACGAUGAGACUGACCAGGACACAGCUGUUUUUCGAAAAGACAUGACUGAAACUCGAGACUAUUGAGUGUCUUAAUCUUAAAGCCAAAUAAAUAUACAUUGGAACGCAAGGGAAGUAAAAGAUGGAAAGCCUACUGCUUGAAAGUGAAACUGAAAGUGAAUCAAGUAUGUCAAAGCGCAAAAAAAACCUAAAGUCAACGUGCGUCGACGCUCGAUAGUCUUGAAAGUCGAAAUUUACAAAGACGAAGAAUAUUUACGACAUAAAAAUACAUCAUCUCGGCCCUGGAUCUCACUCUGACAGGAAGCAAAGUCUUCUUUCUUGGCUUUCCUUUGAUUAAGAGAAAAACAGCUGCUUUGGCUGCUUUUCUUUGUUUCGUUUUACUAUAAGUUUUUUUACUACGGUAGUUAUACUACGUAUUGGCAGCGUAGUGACAUAAAUAAAACUCUUUUGAUAUGGUCUGCCGUUCCGAAAUUAUUUUGGGUGGCCACCACAGAGGGCCGAGCCUCAUUGUAUGCGAAUGUUUGUCAAGCGGGUAUGCUGAUGUGUCACACUUUGGAAGAAUGAUAGAUAGAUAACGCGUUUUCGAAACACCACGAAAAAAAAACACAACGCUUACGAGCGAGCAUCUGUACGCACUCAUGUGAGUGCAACAAAAUACAUCCGCAUACCUGUUUCUGAUUCUGAGCUGG
This is a messenger RNA of Amoebophrya sp. A120, 2574 nucleotides long. The record is from the annotation of a GenBank genome assembly. NCBI's taxonomy places the organism in Eukaryota, Dinophyceae, Syndiniales, Amoebophryaceae.